AUGCCCAAGAAUCUCGUCGUCUUCGACUUUGACUGGUCCUUCGUCGACCAGGACACGGACCGCUGGGUCUUCGAGGUCCUCGACACCAGCCUCCGUCGCACGCUCCAGAACCGCAAGAGCGCCGGCAGCCAGUGCAUGCCUGAUGUUGUCGACCAGACCAUGGAGGACCUCUUCAACGCCGGGUACAAGAAGGAGCAGGUGCUCGAUGCCCUCCGUCAGCUCCCUGUGCACCCCGCGAUGAAGCGCGCGGUCAACGGCCUCAAGCACCGGGGAGAGACCACCUUCCUCUGCCUCUCCAACUCGAACGAGGUCUACAUCGGCACUAUCCUCGAGCACCACGGCCUCGGUCACCUCUUCAACAAGGUCAUCACGAACCCUUCGCGCUGGGACGGCGACCGGCUGCACAUCGGGCGGCGUCUGCCCGCUGACGGCCCCCAGCACGGCUGCACGGUCGGCUGCCUGCCGAACAUGUGCAAGGGUGACGAGCUUGACGCCUGGCUUGCUGAGCACGGCGGCAAGGAGGCAUGGGACAAGAUUGUCUACGUCGGUGACGGCGGUAACGACUACUGCCCUUUGUUGCGCAUGCGCAAGGGCGACCUGGCGUGUGUGCGCAAGGGGUGCGAGCUGGGCGGGCGCAUCGAUCGUGAGGGCAAGAAGGACGGAUUCGCGCUCGACGUCGAGCUGUGGGACCAGGCUUGGAUUAUUGACGAAAUCUUCUCCAAGCUCUAA
Messenger RNA from Cutaneotrichosporon cavernicola, 729 nucleotides. RefSeq lists its product as uncharacterized. NCBI's taxonomy places the organism in Eukaryota, Fungi, Basidiomycota, Tremellomycetes, Trichosporonales, Trichosporonaceae. The transcript has 5 exons. The coding region runs from base 1 to 729 and encodes 242 amino acids. Gene Ontology annotation, molecular function: phosphatase activity. The record is from RefSeq and is a predicted model, not a curated record.